Messenger RNA from Sclerotinia trifoliorum, 1986 nucleotides. NCBI's taxonomy places the organism in Eukaryota, Fungi, Ascomycota, Leotiomycetes, Helotiales, Sclerotiniaceae. The record is from the annotation of a GenBank genome assembly.
AGUCUGAUGGCGAUUCUCUACGAAUACAAUAUGUGUGGUUUCAUGUACCUUGCUUACGAUAAGACUUGGAAUUGCCUAAAAUAUGUUAGAUGGCUCAGCUCCUCUGGAAUCACAGUCAACACAUGGUUUGAUCGUACGUGAGAGGGGCUAAAAGGUAGUAUAAGGUCUGUCAAAAUGAGCUAAUUUCUAGAUUUGACCCCUUGGCAUCAUGUCCCUAGAUGGCUUUUCUUUGAAUUUCGUACUAGAUUUAUUUCUCAAUGCUCCACUGCACUACCUUUUCUCCUCUUCAUGCAGGAUCGCCAUCUUCCGCACUAGGAAAUGUCCGUACACACACUUCACACCGGAGCCCAUGAGGUCCUCAUGCAUUAACGUGUCACGCAAUGACAACAAUCGUAAUAUUCAUGGAGGCUGAAAACAAUAGACAAGCGUUUGUCUUGAUAUUGGUGCACUCAAAUACAUCUGAGCUAUUAAAUGCCGCACUAUUUGAUUGAGGGCCUCCUUUCUGGUAAAUAGUCAUAUAUAGGUAUAUAAACUGUAUGGCUGCAGUUGAGAUUAAUCCAUCAGAAACAGCAGUCUCUCCAGUGAACUGGACUAAGAAUCAUCUACUAUUAUUAUCAAAGAACUCCUCUUGAACUGUUCUAUUCUGCUUCCUUCCUUCAUUCUACGAUCAUCACUUUAUCUGCUAAAUCACCACCCUUCGACAAUUUGCCCAUCAAUCCAUCAACAAAUACAAUCAUAAAAACAACCAGUUAGUUAUCCAAAUACUCAAGGUCGCUUCCUACACAUCAAGCAGCAAAGCACCCACAAUAACUUCUUCAUCAAUAGAUACAUCAACUCACAUCCUCGUCAUCAUGGGAAGUAAAAACAGACGUGCUCCCCCAGCAAAAUCCAUCGAAGUCAUUCCCAAAGAACCAUCAGAAAUCGAAACUCACCUUGGAAUGGUUCUAAACGGCAACAUCCUAGCCAUCACUAUCGACUACUGCAGCCCAGAAACCUCAACCUCAACCUCAAAAUCACAAUCCAUAGAAUCUCUCCUCAAAAUCCUCCCCGACUACGCCCCAUGGGCAAAAAUCAUUCAACUCAGCAUCCACGCCGACAUCCCUUCCAAAGAAAAUCCCAACAUCUACCUCACCCGCAUCAAAGAUAUCAAUUCCAUAAUAAAGGAAUUAAAUAAAUUCAAAAAAAUUCAACAAGUUCACGUUAGGACACUUCUUGAUCAAUACAAUUUUUCACAGAUGAAACUCGCGGCUGCGAUGUAUGGAUUGAGGCAGGGAUUACUAUGGCGUUUUUCGUAUGUGGUGAAGGGGGAAAUGCCGGUUAUGGUUUCUUCGAGUGAUAAUGUUAUGGGGAAGCUUUUGGAGGUUUGGAAGAAAGAAUUUCUUGGGGGUUUGGAGGUGCUUGGGUAGAGGUUGUUUUCUGUGAAAGGUUUAUAUAUAGGGUUGGCUGGGGUGAUGGGACUUGAAGGGUUUUUUAUUUUUAAAAAAGAAAUCUUCAAGAUUAUGUAUGGAUCGGUGUAGUUUUGGGGAGUGGGCAGAUAUUUGUUCGAGUGUUGUGGUAAUUUGAAAGCUUUCUCGUAAAUUCUUAUGGUUAAAGUGAAGUUUCGAGUGUGAAAUAACUAUGGGUCUAUGAGUUUAUAUGCUGAUAGAAAAUGAUCAUCUUGACAUUUUGGCUCAAUGAAAUUAUAAACUCCAUGAAAGCAUUCGAGGCUACGUAAUUCUAGAUCUCGCACUGCAAUAAAUUAGAAUAGAAAGAAAAAUGCUAAUACACAAUGAUAAAGAUCGGUUUUUUUGGUUUCUGUAUGACCGGCUAUGAAUAUCUCCCUCUUCUGCUUCGCUGGGAGAUGAAAGAUCCUUUGAUAUACUUUCUGACUGGAUAGUUGAUGGAAUAGAUGUAUAUAUGCACGAGGAUGGACUUACAGUGUGAUAUGUACAAAUAAUAAUAUAAUUCAUAAGAUUAUCCUAUUAAAUACCUAGCUUGAGUGUCAAA